Daldinia childiae is the source of this 1149-nucleotide messenger RNA. RefSeq names its product Mitochondrial phosphate carrier protein 3, mitochondrial. The transcript has 3 exons. Gene Ontology annotation, cellular component: mitochondrial inner membrane. Bases 1 to 1149 code for a protein of 382 amino acids. Lineage: Eukaryota; Fungi; Ascomycota; Sordariomycetes; Xylariales; Hypoxylaceae. Gene Ontology annotation, biological process: mitochondrial phosphate ion transmembrane transport. The record is from RefSeq and is a predicted model, not a curated record. Gene Ontology annotation, molecular function: phosphate transmembrane transporter activity.
AUGUCAUACUUAUUUCCUAACCAGCAUGUUCUCCACCAGUCCUUCGGCCCGCCGCUGAACACCAAGGCGCGGACUACUCCGGCUACCAAGGCCACUCCGUACCAGGCCCGCCCGGAGCUCUAUGCAGCGUACUCCGUCGUUGACGACGCGAAGAACAAGACGAAGCAGCUCAGCGCCGAAGCUCAAAAAGAGCUUGACAAAGCUAGCAAUGCUGUCAAGAGCGACAACAAAAAGCUAGAGCUCUACAGCCCUACUUUCUACGCCGCAGCUACAUUUGGUGGUCUUCUCGCCUGUGGCCUGACUCAUACCGCCGUCACUCCCCUAGAUCUCGUCAAGUGCCGUCGGCAAGUCGAUGCAAAGCUGUACAAGGGAAACUUCCAAGCAUGGGGCAUAAUUCUGCGACAAGAGGGCAUCCCGGGUAUCUUCACUGGCUGGAGCCCGACGCUGUUCGGAUACUCGGCGCAGGGGGCGUUCAAGUACGGCUGGUAUGAGUACUUCAAAAAGACGUAUUCUGAUCUCGCGGGCCCCGAGAAUGCGUACAAAUACAAGACGCUGCUAUACCUCUCCGCUUCUGCCUCCGCUGAGUUCCUUGCUGAUCUCGCCCUAUGUCCGUUCGAAGCCGUCAAAGUCCGUAUGCAGACGACAAUACCGCCACCAUACAAAGGUACGUUUGACGGUAUUAGCAAGAUCACAGCGGCCGAGGGCAUUGGUGGACUAUACAAGGGUCUAUACCCGCUCUGGGGUCGUCAAAUCCCCUACACCAUGAUGAAGUUCGCUUCUUUCGAGACUAUUGUCGAGAAGAUCUACGAACGCCUUCCGGGUAAGAAGAGCGACUAUGGCACGGGUGCCCAGACAGCCGUCUCCUUCACUGGUGGAUACUUGGCUGGUAUCCUCUGCGCCAUCGUCUCUCACCCUGCCGACGUGCUGGUCAGCAAGCUCAACGCGAACCGCAAAGCUGGUGAAGCCUUCGGUGCCGCCGUGGCCCGAAACUACAAGGACACCGGGUUUAUGGGACUGUGGAACGGUUUACCAGUCCGAAUUGUCAUGAUCGGUACUCUUACUGGUCUCCAGUGGAUGAUUUAUGACUACUUCAAGAUGUUCAUGGGUUUCCCGACAACAGGUGGUGCCGCGCCGCCGGAGGAGAAGUAA